GACUCGCAGCAGCUUUUGCAUCUCCUCUCGUCCUGGUGGUGUGGCAGGACUUUCAGAGUUACUCCAAGGGUCCUGCAGUGGAGAUGGAGGCAGCAGGCGUGCCUCACAACGCAGCUCCAGACAUCGCAAACCUGGCUAAGGAGCUUGGUUUGACUGGCAGUCUGGAACCUCUGGCAGAUCCCUUGAUGCUGCUGCGCUUCUACAUGGCCCGUGCGAAUCAGGUGGAGGCUGCUGCAGCGAUGCACAGCGAAACGGUGGCCUGGAGGGAGGAUUUCGAUCUGAAGUCAGUGAUGGCGUCGUAUGGGUUUGGAGAGCAAUACCACCGCAGUGGCACGAGGCUCGGCAACGCCAGCUCUUGGUCGUGGGCUUAUCAGCCACAAACGAAGGAGGCCAAGCGAGCAGCGCCUUAUAUCUUUUUCGGGCGCCUUAGCGCUACGGCUCCAGAUGGUGGGCCCGUGCUUGUCUGGCGAGCGGGCACCGCAGAUUACGUAGGGUUCGUGCGUGAAGGCUUGGUUGAUGAGAUGAUCCGCGCCUUCGUAGCUCAUUUCGAAGAUGCUCUGCAAAGUGGCCGGGCGGCAUCCCUGAAGGCAGGGCGCCUAAUCCAGGCCCGUGUCAUCAUCGACACAAGCGGCUUUAGCAUCAAGAACCUCCAGCAUCUCCACAUCCUUAGGCACAUUGUCCACCUCAUUGAGAGGCAUUUUCCAGAGGUAUCCCAAUCUGUGACCGUGGUUCGUGCACCGUGGAGCGUUGUGAGCCUCUACAACAUUGUGACUCCCUGGAUGUCUGAGCUUGUCCAGAAAAAGGUGCGCAUCCUUGGCGAGGACUUCCAAUCCGCUAAAGGGCAUUGUUCAGCACCUAUGUUCACUGCUCUCGGCGUCUCUUUAGGAAAUGUGUAUUCCUUAUACAUGUGGUAG
Molecule: messenger RNA, 914 nt
Organism: Symbiodinium pilosum
Lineage: Eukaryota; Dinophyceae; Suessiales; Symbiodiniaceae
Source: the annotation of a GenBank genome assembly